Molecule: messenger RNA, 2952 nt
Organism: Vitis riparia (riverbank grape)
Lineage: Eukaryota; Viridiplantae; Streptophyta; Magnoliopsida; Vitales; Vitaceae
Product: nuclear pore complex protein NUP62
Exons: 9
Coding region: 46-2460 (804 amino acids)
Biological process (GO): protein import into nucleus; RNA export from nucleus
Cellular component (GO): nuclear pore; nuclear pore central transport channel
Molecular function (GO): structural constituent of nuclear pore; phospholipid binding
Source: RefSeq, a predicted model, not a curated record
CUCAUUUCAAACGCCAGGCUCGCAGAGGGAGAGGAGCGAGCGACAAUGUCAGGCUUCAACCUCCCCACUAGCUCUGCCCCUCCUUCUUCUUCAUCAUCAUCAUCAACCUCUUUGUUUCCUUCAUUUCCUUCUGCUUCAGCUUCUUCAUCGCCUCUCUUCUCUGGAAUUUCUUCCUCUUCUUCUUCCUCAAUUUUCCCCUUCUCAAACCCUUCUUCUUCGUCUUCUCCAUCUCCAUUCUCUUUCGGAUCAACCCCUUCUGCUGCGUCCUCUCUGUUCCCUUCUGUCUCACCAUCCACUGAAUUCUCACUGAGUUCUUCCCCAUUUCAAUCUUCUUCCACUUCUUCAAACCCUAGCUCCUCCUCUUCUUCAUUUUCUUCCCAAUUCUCCGCCUUUGGUUCAUCUUCGUCCUCCUCUUCCCCUUUCGGUGGGGUAGGAUCAUUCGCUUCUUCUGCCCAAGGUACGUUCGGGUUCGGGUUCGGAUCCGCUCCAGCGGCAUCAUUGGCACCGAGUUCUGGGUCGACCAUGUUUGGGGCGUCUUCGAUCUCAUCCACUGGUUCGUCACUUUUUGGGGCGGCUUCGCUCUCAUCCACCGGUUCGACAUUGUUCGGGGCCCCUUCGGUCUCAUCGAGUCCUUCCCCUGCAUUUUCUACUUCAGCCCCUUUUGGGUCUUCUUCCUCUUCUUCGGCUGUGAUUUCUUCUACUACAACUCCUUCCACUGCUAACACCUUGUUUGGGGCAUCUUCGGCUUCGGCUUCUACCGCUAGUGCCUUGUUUGGGGCUUCUUCAGCUUUGGUGUCUACUGCUACUGCUAAUCCAUUGUUUGGGGCUUCUUCAGCUUCGGUUUCUACUGCUACUGCUAGUCCAUUGUUUGGGGCUUCUUCGGCUUCGGUUUCUGCUGCUACCCCUGCCUUUUCGUCUCCCUUGUUUGGGGCUUCUUCUCCUGCACCUCCCUUUGGACCUUCUUCUUCGUCUUCUACUUCGGCUUCAACUGCUCCUUCUGUCCCCAAUUUUUUUUCUUCCAAUUCGAGCUCUCCAGCACCUGCAUUUUCGUUUUUGAAGGGGACUACGAGUUCUACGACUACUUCUGUAUCAUCCGUAUCCUCUUUGACAUCCUCUACCACAAGUUCUGCGGGUUUCUCAUUUGGAACACCAUCCUCUUCGGAUUUUCAGGCCUCUUUUAGUCUCGGAAAUGCAGCUUCUACCACCACUAGUGCCGCCCCAGCAUCCUCGGCUUCUGCUGCAACACCGGCGAAGCCUGCUCCUUUUGGGUUUGGAAUGUCAUCACCUUCAUUAUUUUCGACAGUGACUACUACUACUAGUUCUUCGACUCCGGCCGCCGCCACAACCCCAGCUGCUUCUGCAGCUUCCACCUCGGCGUUUGCUGCCUUUGGGGUGAGUUCUUCAGCUUCAACUGUUGCUUCACCUGCUUUUGGUGUGAGUUCUUCAUCAUCAACUCAGGCAACAACUCCAGCAUUGCCUGCUUUUGGGGUGGGUUCUUCAUCUUCAGCUAUUCCUUCAACCAUAGCAGCAGCAAGCACAACUAGUUCCUCGACAGCGGCAGGGUCUUUUCCUGGUUUUGGUGUUACAAGCGCAGGUGCUUCCUCGGGGACUACUAGUUCUUUUCCGAGUUUUUCGUUGCCGACUAGAUUAUCAGCCCCUGCUUCAUCUUCACAAGCACAAACCACAACUGCUUCUCCACUCUUUGGUGUUCCUCCUUCCACUGCUGUAGCUGUAACAAGUUCCAGUACUACUGCUGUUCAGACAUCAUCAUCCCUGGUUGUAGCUUCUAGUAGUGGGACAACCUCAACUGUCACAACAGCUGUAGCACCUGCUCUGAAAAUGCCAUCCGAGAUCACUGGGAAAACUGUCGAAGAGAUCAUCAAGGAGUGGAACACUGAGCUACAGGAACGCACUGGAAAAUUUAGAAAACAGGCUACUGCAAUAGCCGAGUGGGACAAGAAGAUUUUGCAGAAUCGUGAUGUUCUUCUGAGACUUGAGAUUGAAGUGGCGAAAGUGGUUGAGACCCAAGCUCAAUUGGAGAGACAACUUGAGUUAAUUGAGACCCAUCAGCAAGAGGUUGAUAAGGCUUUGCUAAGUAUAGAAGAAGAAGCUGAGCGUAUUUACAAGGAUGAGCGUGGAUUGCUCCUUGAUGAUGAGGCUGCAUCCACAAGAGAUGCAAUGUAUGAGCAGGCUGAAUUUAUAGAGAGGGAAAUGGAACAAAUGACGGAACAGAUAAAAUCAAUUAUUCAAACACUAAAUACCAAUCAGGGUGGAGAACUUGAUGUGAUGGAUGGGAUGACUCCAUUAGAUGUCAUUGUCCGAAUUUUAAACAAUCAACUAAGCUCUCUAAUGUGGAUUGAUGAAAAGGCUCAAGAAUUUAACUCGCGCAUUCAGAAGCUUGCCAGUCAAGGUUCCACAUCAGAGCAUGGAUCAAUGGGUCCAAAAUUCUGGAUGAGUUAAUCUUUCUUAAAGUUGGUUUCUACCAAGUAGAGUUAACAAGUGCAAAGAAGAAGGGCUCAUUUCACAUGGUUGUUUCUUUUAAAAUUUUGGCUAGAGAUUCAUCUUGGAUGCACAGCAAUGCUUCUUGUUUCUUUGGUGAGAAUGGAGUUCCUUUUUCCAGCAACUUUUUUGGAAGUUCUGACUGAGGAUGGUGUAGUUCUGGACCUCUGGUGAUUUGGCCAUCUGUGAACAAAAGCUUCCCAGGAUUCAGAGGUGAAGGAGUUGAAUUCGAAUAAUUUUCCUUGUUAUUAGGCGACAGAGUGUUAUUGGACACAGUCGUAACUUGUACCUCUUAACAUAUCUUUUGCAGCUCUUGCAUAGUUCUCGCUUUAUUUUCUUAAAACCCUUUACAGAGUAAUGGAACAUUCUGAAAAUUGAAGAAGUUGAGUUUGUUGAAAGUGGGAAAGGUUUCCUUGCAUUGAAAUGAAAGGAAGGAAUGCAGUUAACCAAUCA